UUCCUAGAAAAGAAUCGCGACGCAUUCUCGGCCGAUCUCCUUGGCCUUGUACAGGCAUCAAAAAUGCAUCUUCUUCUGCGAAUAUUUGAUAUUGUGGAUUAUAAUGAAAAUGGGACCAUUAGAGGUAAAGGCGUUACUGUAAGCGGUCAAUUCCGAAAGUCUCUCGAUCAGCUAAUGCAACAACUCAAUCAAACCGAGCCGUUCUUUAUUCGCUGCAUUAAACCAAAUGAGUACAAAAGAGCUCUAAUGAUGGAUCGGGAUCUUGUGCUUCGUCAGCUACAGUACUCUGGAAUGAUGGAAACUAUCAAAAUUCGACGAAACGGCUAUCCAAUUCGUCACGAUUUUGAGCCAUUUGUCAGACGCUAUCGAGUGCUGGUCAACGGAGUUGGAGCUCCCAAUCAAGUUGAAGUUCGUACUGCUGCUGAGCAAAUCUGCAAGAAGGUGCUUGGUUCAGAAUCAGAGUUCCAGCUUGGCAAGACGAAAGUGUUUCUCAAGGAGAAGCAUGAUCUCUUUCUAGAACAGGAGUACCAUCGAAUGCUGGCCUAUCGCGCUACUAUCAUCCAGAAGAAUGUUCGCGGUUGGCUGGCACGGCGAUCUUUCAUAAAGAAGAAGGAAGCAGCUACAGUGAUCCAGAAACACUGGAGGCGAUAUGAUCAGCAGAAACGCUAUAAUCAGAUUGUAGCUGGCUUUUGUCGCCUGCAGGCGGUUCUUCGCUCGCGACAACUUGUGCUACACUACCAAACCCUUCGACAUAGCAUCAUACAUUUUCAGGCUGCAUGUCGUGGGGCUGUUGUACGAGCUAGAAUCCGAGAGUUGAAGCAGAAAGGACAGAAAAGGAUAAUUGCACAAGAAGAGCCAAAAGAAGAGGAGAGAGAAGAUUUGAAAGAAGAAGAAUUGGUUGGCCAACUCUUCGAUUUUCUGCCGAAUGAUUCUCGACAGGAAACAUCCGCAGAUGAGUCGACUAGCAGCGACAGUAGACCUCCAAGCAUACAGGCUCUUCAAAACGAUAAGCCCAAUGUUCGCGCAGUCGAUGUGGGUGACCUGGAGAAAUAUCAGUUCGGAAAAUUCGCAGCUACUUAUUUCCAAUCCCAAAUUACCGCUUUUCAUUCAAGAAAACCCUUAAAGACGCCUUUACUCUCACAUCAGGAUCCAGGAACACAAUUGGUAGAUCUAAUUAAGGCUGCCAUGGCUGUAUGGAUUACAAUACUACGGUUUAUGGGUGAUUUCCCAGAUACGAAGCCAAACAUGGGCAAUGGAGAGAUUUCGGAUAAGACUCCAGUUAUGAAUCGACUUUUCGAGACAUUGGGUAGAAAAUACAGUAAAAAGGAUGUACAAGAAGCUGCUAAUGCAGAACAUUUUGACAGCGCUGGGAGAACCUUAAAGAAGGGUAUGGGCAAGAAAUUGAUUUCUAUGACAUUGAAGAAGAAGACGAAGCUGUCAGCUGUCAGUUCGUCGUCAUCUGACCACUCCAGCGACUCUUCAACAUCAUCUAAUGCGCUGAUGGAGAAUAGGCCGAUGAGCUCACUUGAUAAAUUGCAUUAUAUCAUCGGAAUGGGUAUCCUGCGUGAGGAGCUUAGGUAA
Molecule: messenger RNA, 1581 nt
Organism: Strongylus vulgaris
Lineage: Eukaryota; Metazoa; Nematoda; Chromadorea; Rhabditida; Strongylidae
Source: the annotation of a GenBank genome assembly